ACAUACAAGUAACAUUCUGAUUUUUUUUUAAAUAACUACGUUAUUACACAGCUACAGUACAUAACUAUAUUUGAGUCGAGUUAUGAAACAAGCAUCAACUGAAGGUUUGGUCUUUUUACACAAGGUCAUUAAAAUUGUCUGUCAAAUUAAAAAUGAUGUUUUCAUCACCAAAUAUAAAAUAAGUUACAUUUGGAGAAAUGUGGGAUGGGGUCAAGCGUAAAGGUCGCAUUACUAAUUGUGCAUGACAUGACAUUGUAUUACAACUUCAAAUGCAAGAUUCAUGGACAUUCAGACUGAUCACUUGAGGUGUAAACUAGGGCUCUUUAUUGGAUUCACGACCCCUAGAUUGUGUUUUUCUGAAAACUCCAUGGGGUUUCAAAACAAAUAAAAGCAUGGCUUAAUGUUGCGUGUUUGCUUGCCCACAAUCACUGCAUGUCUGACUCAUGAAAAGCAGAACCACACAACAGCAAACUAUUCUGUCUUUUCACCAACAGGAAGUGGUUCAGGUCUGUUUUUAACAUUGCAACAAUCAGUGUUUUCAGUUCUCACAUGAUUACAAUGUAUAAUUAAAGGAAAUUGCCUGAUCUGGGCUAAAGCUGCCGUAACCCUUCUAGAAGUAUUUUCACAGAAAAAAAUGUUUGUUAGUUUUGUUUUGGGUUUUCUAAAACAGAAUUAGACUUGUGAAACAUCCAGUGUGCUGUGCCAUAGCCUGAUGAAUACUGGAACUGACACCAGACUGCCAGUUACCCUGAAAAGAUUUAAGUAAACACUCUGGUGUUUUAAAGUGUACAAAUGUACUGAACAUGGUGUUAGUAGUCCUGCUGUGAAUAAAAGGCUUGACAUGACAUUUUCAAAGUAAAAAAAAGUAGCUAUAGUUCAAUAAAUCACACUGAAAGUAAUUGAAUGCAAAAAGUUAAAAAGGGGGGAUUUUAAAGAUGCAAUUUAAAUGUGUGGUGUUCCCUGUGAUGAACACACUCCCCAGAUCAUGUGCUACUUGGGAAGAGGAAGUGCUACAGCUCCUCAGGUCCCUUUUAGUUGUUUCUGUAUAAGAACAUAUGUUUUCUGUUUGAGCUUAAGAUAAAUUCUACAUGCUAAAAAUCCCAUCUUAAACUUGUCAUUCAGUAUUCAAGAGAAAAUUAAGGGUUUUUCUAAAUAGUUUGUGAUGUUUUCAAAGAUAUUUCCCAGACUUGGUUGUUUGUAUUUAUUGUCAUAAAUUACUAAACAUUUGUCUUUUCUUUUUUUUUUUUUAACAAAGCUAGUUAAAAUACAUAGACUUUGUUAAGAUUCGUAGGCUGUUAUCACAUUGGUUCAUGUCCACGUGUCCGCGUAUGACCAAUCAGCGCGUUGGAAAGGAUUGGACCAAUUACGUCGGAGGGGCGGGGCUUAGCUGAAACGGAAAAACAAAGGCAUAUUCUGCCUGAAGCUUAGGUGUACGUUUACAAGUAAACACAAACUCAACUAAAUCUGUGCUGUGCUGUUGCUCAUUCAUUAUCCGUUCAAACACCGUCGACACUAGAGAAGGUACAGGACCACUCUCCAUGGCUGUCCUGCUACAGAGUCCACAUGCAUUUCUGGUCAUUCUGCUCCUCUUACUUUACUGGGUUGGUGUGCAGUCCAUCCCUGACCCCAGGCAGAGAGAGAUGCUCAUAAAACUUGAGACAUCCAUGCAGACAGGUGGUCAGCUGCAACUCACUGAUGCUGAGCAGAAGCUGGAUGCUGUGCUGUUCAAAAUGAAACAGAGGGAGAGUCAGGCAGGGGCCUUUCCUCCUGCUGUACACUUCUUCAAGGCCAGAGAACUCAUAAGGGCUAGCCCCAUCUUCAGCCUGCUGCAGAGGAUGCCCAAAGGGGCGGUGCUCCACGUCCACGACUUCUCCAUAGUCGAUGCUGAGUGGCUGGUGAAGAAUGUGACCUAUCGACCCCACUGCUACAUGUGCUACACUGACAACCACUCUGUCAGAUUCAUCUUCUCCUCUUUGUCACCCAAACCUCUGUCACAUUGUUCUCCCUGGAUUCUUCUGGAAAACCAAAGAGCCAAGAUGGGCAACUCCACAGAUUUUGACAGAAGCAUCACAGCCUACCUGACACUCUUCACAGAGAAAGAUCCAGACACAGUGUACCCCAAUCAGAGUGUGAUAUGGGGUGCAUUUGAACAGGCCUUUCUUGCUGUUUGGGGUCUGGUCACCUACACACCAGUGUUUCGGGACUACUACUACCAGGGCUUGACCCAGUUCUACAUGGACAAUGUCAUGUAUUUGGAAGUUCGGGCUAUGCUCCCAGAGUUGUACGAGUUGGACGGCAGCACUCAUGACAGAUCCUGGACUCUAAAGACCUACCAGGAUGUUACCGUACAGUUCACAAAGGAGAACCCAGAUUUCUUUGGAGCAAGAAUUAUCUUCACAACUCACAGGGCAGCCAAUAUAACCAGCAUGACUGAAACUGUGAUGGAGGCCAUUAAACUACAGAGAGAUUUCCCAGAUAUCAUGGCUGGUUUUGACUUGGUGGGUGAGGAAGAUAAAGGCAGACCACUGUGGUACUUUAGAGACGCCUUGUCACUGCCGGCAGAGAUGGGGGUCACACUUCCUUUCUUUUUUCAUGCUGGAGAGACAGACCUCGAAGGCACAGAAGUGGACCAGAACCUAUUGGACGGCCUUCGGUUGAACACCUCACGCAUUGGCCAUGGGUUUGCUAUAAACCGCCACCCGGUGGCCAAAGAUCUUUCAAGGAAGAAAGGUGUAGCUUUGGAAGUCUGCCCCAUCUCCAACCAGGUGCUAAAGUUGGUAAAGGAUCUGCAAAAUCAUCCGGCCGCUGCUCUGAUGGCAGAAGGCCAUCCGCUGGUCAUCUGUUCAGAUGACCCUUCUCUGUUUGGAGCCUCUGGUCUCUCUUAUGACUUCUAUGAAGCUUUUGUGGGAUUUGGAGGACUGCGGUCCAACAUAGGUACACUGAAACAGCUGGCCAUCAACUCCAUCAGGUUCAGUUCUUUGACACCACCACAACAGGACAUAGCCUUGGCCAUUUGGCAGAGAAGAUGGGAUCAUUUUGUCUCUGAAAAGGUUUUUUAGAAAUGUAUUUUAUUUUUGGUGAAUCCUAUCGUGAUUUUCUAUUCUGAGGAGGGAGCCACUUUUCACUGAGGUGUUUGGUUAGUGAUGCUGUAGUAAAACUGCACAAAUGAGAAUCUCCAAGGCCACACAAACAGGAGACAAAAGAGGGUUAACGUUUUACGUCAUUGACAAUCAAAGCUACGGCCGAUUGACAGUUGGAAUUUAUCAAUUCUAACAGGUAAAGUUUUUAAUUUUUGACAGAAACCUAAUUUUAAGUAAAGAUUGGACUGAAUAUGGAUCAACACGUCAAGAUUUGUAAUGUUAAAAAAGUGAGGUUCCCUUGUGACCAGGUCCACUGGUAACCAAGUUCUGAUGUGUAUCGCAAGAGAAUUCUUUUAAAAGAGCUAAAAAGAGCAACCACAAGUUGUUAAGUAGGAUACAUUUUUUUUAUGCAGUGGCAAAAUUCCUUUUGAAAACUGGGUGUUAGUGCGCAUACUUUUUUGGAGUGUGUUCACUUUCCGAGUUUCAAAAUUAAUUAGGUGUAAAAACCCUGUUUGCUUGAUAAAAGGUUAAAACAAAAGAAUUACACGGUCAAGAUUUGAUUAGUUCAAUGAUGGUACCAACUUUUCUGGAAACAAACUCAGUGUUUGUGUGUGUGUGUGUGUGUGUGUGUGGUGAAGCUGGAAUUCUGUGAUCUCUGAAUCAGCUGGGUGGAAGAGUUCAUUUUCAAAUAAAUUAUUGAGUUUUUACAUGA
Molecule: messenger RNA, 3792 nt
Organism: Cynoglossus semilaevis (tongue sole)
Lineage: Eukaryota; Metazoa; Chordata; Actinopteri; Pleuronectiformes; Cynoglossidae
Gene: ada2a
Product: adenosine deaminase 2a
Exons: 10
Coding region: 1539-3059 (506 amino acids)
Biological process (GO): inosine biosynthetic process; adenosine catabolic process
Molecular function (GO): adenosine deaminase activity
Source: RefSeq, a predicted model, not a curated record